Tetrahymena thermophila SB210 is the source of this 1902-nucleotide messenger RNA. RefSeq lists its product as hypothetical. The transcript is spliced from 2 exons. The record is from RefSeq and is a predicted model, not a curated record. NCBI's taxonomy places the organism in Eukaryota, Ciliophora, Oligohymenophorea, Hymenostomatida, Tetrahymenidae.
AUGUUUUCUCGUGCUUCAAAAGAUUCUAAUACCUAGAAUAAACCCUCUACUGUAAAAGCAGGUACUGUAAGACAGUAAUCUGCCAAUGGCCUAAGGGAUUUGCAAUAAGAUUAACCAAAUGAUUAGCAGUAAAGUGUAAAAAAAUCAACACAAAGUAGUUUAAGCAGCAAUAUUUCUAAGCCACCAUAAAUUAAACCUAAUAUUGCUAAAUCACAGUAAAGCUAUGAAAAGAACAAAGCCUAAACAGAAUUUUACAUGUGUCUCAUAAAAGAUAGAUAAUCUACAAAUAAUAAUGAGAGUAGUAAUACUAGUAGUAGUUCCAAGCCUCCAAGCUAGAAAGUGAUUAGUUCUUCAAUUAAAAAAAAAGAUACUCCUUAAUAGGUAGAUUAUAGAAAAGAAGAUUAAGAAGAUCAAAGCUUAAAUCAAAGCAGCAGAACUGAAGAAUUUGUAGGUGAUUAAAAAUAAGCUAAGAAAAAAUAAGGAGAUAACUAAAAGACAAAACAAAAUUAAGCUAGUUUGAGUGAAUUAGAGUAGCUGAAAGACGAGCUAAAUUAACUUAAUCGCAAUAAUUAUGAAUAAAAUAUAAAACUAAAAGAAGAAAAGAUGGAACAAAAGAGACUAAAAGCAAAAAUAUCUCAAUUAGAAACAGAUAAAAAUAAUUUGGUUUAGUAGAUUAAAGAGAAAGAUUAAAUUAUUUAAUAAGGACUUUAAAAAAUGAAGAAUUAAUUCACAGAAAAAAGAAAUUUUUUAAUUCAAAGUUAAAUGAUCAAGCAAAGGAGAUACAUUUAGCAUUUAACUAAGCUAUCCAAGAGUAAUAAGACAAUUUCUGCCGAACUUGAGUAUUAAUUGGACUAUUUAAAAGAUUUGAUUGAAAAAGUUUCUAAUGACUGUAAGUAAUCCAGUAUUUCCUAGCAAAGCGAGUAGAAGCUUGAGAUGGCAAAAUAAAAUGUGAUCAAUUUAAGAAAAAAAUUAGAAGAUCUGAAAAAUUAGACUGCCUUCAAUUUUAGUUCAAAUUUGUUAAAAGAGUUUGAUGUUAAUUCAGAUAAAGAUAUUUCAAAGUAAACCUUCUUGAUAUAAUUAGAGCAAUCAGCAAACAAGCUAUUUAAUUCAUCAUUAACUUUAGUUAACUCAAAUGAGCAGAAAAAUAAGGAGAUGGCCUAAGUUACGAUGGAUAUAAAAGAAUUCGUAGAAGGAUGCUUGAGGUAUGGAAUGGACAUCUAGAUGGGAGAAAAUGAAUAUGAAGUAAUUAAGAGUAACGAAGAAAUUCGCAAUGACGUUCUAAGGAGUGUUAGAGAAAAAGUUGGAGGUUUUGAGCAACCAAUGAUCGAUAACAUAUUAUUUAAUGGGUAAUUAUUUGAAUUCCUUCAUAAAAUAUAGCUUGAUAGAAACCAAUUAAUCCAUAAAUAUAAAAACACUUCUGCAGUAGAAACAUACGUGAACUCCUUAAUAACCAACGAGUAAAACAAAAAGAUUUUAAAGUAAAUUGGAGUAUUGCAUAGAAUUAAGGAUUGUAUAGGAAUGGAUUUGAAUCUAUUAAAUAAAAUGAAUAACAUAAUCAGAACUCUGUUUUUCUAAUCACAGAUAAGCCUUUAAUAUUUAAAUGAAUUUGUUGUGUAACAACUUCAAACAUUAAACUAAAUAAUUUCUGAAUGUAUUUUUAAACCCUUCACAGACAUGUAUGAAAUCUACUAAAAAUAUUAUAAACAAGAAAAAAACAAUAACUAUCCAAUCCACUUAGCUCAAAUAUUUAACAUGAACUGUGAACAAAUGAAAAUAAAUAUAGAGUCAAUCAUUAAUCUAUAAAAUCAAGAGGUAUUCUAAACUAACAGAAAUAUGAACUUGCCUCUUAUAACCUAAAUUUAAAAAGUUUACUAAGAAUUAUAUGGAAAACUUGAAUAGUGA